GGAAUUGAUCAUCUUGGUAGUUGGUACAAGUUGUAUGUGUUCGAUUCGCCUCUCUUGUGAAUGUGUCAUUCAGUUAGUAAACGAAUACCUACGACUCGGAUUCUUUGCCUAUUACUACUUUCUUGAAGGUUACGCGUCGAUUUUAUUUCGGGUUUUAAGUCUCAACAAAUUUGAAAAAAUGUUUAGCGGAAUCGCAGGAGCGUUCCGGAGCAUGGGCGAGAAGGCGUCAUCUCUCUUCGACAGAAAGAAGAAGGACGCUGAACAGAUCGCCCAGGAGAAGGCGGCAGAAGCAGCACAUGUGGUUGAGGAUCAGGUCAAGAAGGCUGCUGAACUCGUCGCGGGAGCUGAGAAGACCGCUAAUGAGGCGGCUGGAUCUGCCGCAGACGCUAAGCACUCUGCCAUUGAUGCUCUAGACAAGGAAUUGUCUAAAGUGUCCCUCGCUGCUGGUGAAGCCCAAGAUGCUGCUGCUAAAGCCAUCGCUGACGGCAAGAAAGUCGUCGAUACAACUAAAGAUACAAUUGCGACAACAGUAGACAAUACGAAGAAAGCAGCUGGGACAGCGAUCAACACAGCGAAAGAUACGAUCAGUAGCACAGUAGACAGUACCAAGAGUACAGCGCAAAGUGCUAUGGAGACGGGGAAAAACUAUGCUACCGGGGCUAAAGAUACUCUGUCUAGUUCUGUGGACGCUGCACAAAAAUCAGCGCAAUCAGCUGUUGAGACUGGCAAGAGUUAUGUAGACAGUGCCAAAGAUACUGUUCUCAACAAAGUGGAAGAAAAUAAGAAAUUAGCUAGCUCAGGAAUUGACACAACCAAAAGUUAUGUACAUAGUGCGAAAGAUUCAACCGAAAACACUUUACAAAGCGCGUUGGAUAAUUCAAAAGGCUAUGCAUAUUCCGCAUAUGAGUUCGGCAGAUCGUAUUUAGACUCUGCUAAAGAUUCAGUUGCGAGCACUGUAGAUAGUACUAUGAAAGCGGCUUAUUCAACAGUUGAAACGGGCAAGUCAUACGUAGAUUCUGCUAAAGAUACCGUACAAAGCACGAUUCAAAGCACUAUAGAUACGACAAAAAGUACAGCAGGAACAGUUGUUGAAACUGGAAAGGGAUAUAUUGACACAGCUAAAGAAACCGUUGCAAGUAAAGUAGAUUCUACAAAGAAAGCAGCCACGUCUGCUGUCGAGACUAGCGGGUCUUAUGUCAGUUCAGCUAAAGAUACUGUGACUAACACCGUUCAUAGCACUGUAGAAGCGACCAAAAAUGUUGCUAAUGCUGCUGUAGACAAAGGCACUGCAAUUGUAGGCACUGCUAAAGAUACCGUCACUAAUACCGUCCAAGGCACUGUAGAAGCGACCAAAAAUGUAGCUAACGCAGCAUUAGACAAAGGCACAUCCAUUGUAGGCACUGCUAAAGACUCUGUAGCAAGCACAAUAGAUGCAACAAAGAAUGUUGCAUCAUCUGCAACAGACAAAGGGCUUAAUUUUAUGACUUCUGCAAAAGAUACAGUAGCAAAUACUGUUUAUUCAACAGUAGAUUCUACAAAAACGGUUGCUGCAUCUGCUUACGAUCAAGGCGCAUCACUUGUAGAUAGUGCUAAAGAAACGGUUGCGAGUUCAGUAGAUUCUACUAAGAAAGCAGCGUCAUCUGCUGUUGAUACUGGCGCUUCUUAUGUUGGCGCAGCUAAAGAUACUGUGGCUAACACCGUUUACGGCACUGUAGAAGCGACCAAAAAUGUAGCUAAUGCAGCUUUAGAUAAAGGCACAUCUAUUGCAGGCACUGCUAAAGAUACAGUAGCAAAUACUGUUCAAAGCACUGUAAAUGCGACCAAAAGUGUAGCUAACGCAGCUGUAGAGAAAGGCACAUCCAUUGUAGGCACUGCUAAAGAUACCGUCACUAAUACCGUUCAAGGCACUGUAGACACGACCAAAAAUGUAGCUAACGCAGCAUUAGAUAAAGGCACAUCCUUUGUAGGCACUGCUAAAGAUACUGUCACUAAUACCGUUCAAGGCACUGUAGAAGCGACCAAAAAUGUAGCCAAUGCAGCAUUAGACAAAGGCACAUCCAUUGUAGGCACUGCUAAAGAUACAGUAGCAAAUACAGUUCAAAGCACUGUAGAUGCGACUAAAAGUGUAGCUAACGCGGCUGUAGACAAAGGUUCAUCAUUUGUAGGCACUGCUAGAGACUCUGUAGCAAGCACAAUAGAUGCAACAAAGAAUGUUGCCUCAUCUGCAACAGACAAAGGGCUUAAUUUCAUGACUUCUGCUAAAGAUACAGUAGCAAAUACUGUUUAUUCAACAGUAGAUACCACAAAAACGGCUGUUUCCUCAGCUUAUGAUAAAGGCGCAUCACUAGUAGAUACGGCUAAAGAUAAUGUAGAAAACACUGUAGACAGCACUAAAUCUGUUACUGAAUCUGCUUUUGGUAAAGGAGCACCUUUCAUAGGUAGUGCUAAAGAUACAGUAUCAGGCACAGUUCAAAGCACAGUAGAUACAACUAAAAAUGUAGCUGGCUCUAUUUAUGAUAAAAGUGCCUCUUUGGUUACGGGAGCUAAAGAUAUGGUAUCAAGUUUGGUGUCGGGUGAUAAUGAAUCUUCGGGAAAAAGUCUAAUUGACAGCGGUAAAGAUAGUAUCAACGCGACAGUAGACCACACAAAGAAAGCGGCUGAAGAUGCCAAGGAGAAGGCUCGAUUGGCUGCUGAAGCCGCGAAGGAGGAGGCCAGGAAGGCGGCUGGUGCUGCUGCUGAAGAAGCCAAGCGUGCUGCCAACGUAGCAAUGGAAGAAACCAAGAAAGCAGCACAAAAAGCAGCAGCCGACGCAUCUAACGCCGUCCACAGUACCGUGGACAAUACUCUCAAGAGAGUUGAAAAUGCCGCAGAUCAAGGACUCAAGAAUGCCGGGGAAGUUGUCGAUUCUAAGAUUAAGGAUGCUGAUAAAUACCUCAAUGAGAAUAGGGAUGCGCUUGUCAAUAACUUCUCAACAGCAGCCCACGAUGGUGCCGAGGGUGCUGCCGGUCUUCUAAGCAAGGGCCUCUCUGCUUUCAAAUAAAAAUCUCAUAAAAAUCAAUCUCCCUUCUUUUUUCUGCGAUAUCUAUACGGGAAACUGACAGACUGCAUUGUAAAUAAAAUAUAUUAUUUUAAUACUGUAUAUUAUUGUGAUGAAAAAAAAAUUUAUAAGUUUGCAAAUUAAUAUUUUUCCUUUUUAACAGAGUACCUAUAUUAUAUUGUAUUUCUAAUAAUAUAUCCGCUAUUGUAUUUACACAAGAAUAAUACUGUUAUCGAAUAAUAGAGUUUAAUAUGUAAUUUAGUAUAUUAUAAUAGAAAAUAAGACUAAAAUAUAUACGCCAUUUAUAAAAAUGCACAAUAAUAUUUGCAAGCUGUUAGAUUUCCCAAAGUAAUUAUUUCUCACAAAUUAAUUUAUGAUUGUAUGUUAAGAGUUUAAUCUCCUAGUUAUGUUUUGUAAUAAUGCGCGAUAAGCUAGUGUUUAAGAUUUAUUUUGGGCCUAAAUCGUACAAAAUAUAUUUGUUUCGCUUUGAAAUAAAAUUGUAGUCAUUAUAAUUGGAUAUUUUAGUUGUAAGCUUUGAAGUAAGAACUUUCGUUUUGUAGCAUUUUAAUGCAUUUUAUGUAAAAUCAUGCUUGGCUUACGUAAUACCGUCCAAUGUGCGAUUUUAUAAGCGUACCAACAUCAUUAUUACCUUCUAUUGUCCAAUUCGCACAUUUAUUAAUGUCACGGCGAAUAAAUUAUUCAACGCUAUCGUAUCUCGUUUUUUCAGGACUUAUGUUUAUGAAUAAAAUAUUUUUAUAUCAAUUAUUAUGUUUUAUGAAAGUAAAAAAUAAAAUGUUACUAAGUAUAUAAAAUGAAAUAUGUUAUCCGUUCUUAAAUUUUAAUCAUGUUUAAUAUAUUUAUAUGUUUUUUUGUAAUUACUCAAAUUAAGUCAGCAUGUGUAUUUGUUGUUUAAUAAAUGCAUCUCCAUCAUUACAUG
Colias croceus (clouded yellow) is the source of this 3974-nucleotide messenger RNA. Its product is annotated as perilipin-4-like. The record is from RefSeq and is a predicted model, not a curated record. Lineage: Eukaryota; Metazoa; Arthropoda; Insecta; Lepidoptera; Pieridae. Gene Ontology annotation, cellular component: plasma membrane. The coding region runs from base 35 to 3040 and encodes 1001 amino acids. The transcript has 30 exons.